Messenger RNA from Hirundo rustica (Barn swallow), 1861 nucleotides. It is a transcript of the gene TFAP2B, whose product is annotated as transcription factor AP-2 beta. Gene Ontology annotation, molecular function: RNA polymerase II transcription regulatory region sequence-specific DNA binding; DNA-binding transcription factor activity, RNA polymerase II-specific. The transcript has 7 exons. Gene Ontology annotation, cellular component: nucleus. The record is from RefSeq and is a predicted model, not a curated record. Gene Ontology annotation, biological process: regulation of cell population proliferation; anatomical structure development; regulation of transcription by RNA polymerase II. Lineage: Eukaryota; Metazoa; Chordata; Aves; Passeriformes; Hirundinidae. Bases 22 to 1404 code for a protein of 460 amino acids.
AGACAUCUGCUCUUCACAUGAAUGCACUCACCUCCUAGAGAACAGCCUGCCAUCAUGCUCUGGAAACUGGUUGAAAAUGUCAAGUAUGAAGAUAUCUAUGAGGACCGGCAUGAUGGAGUGCCCAGCCACAGUUCCAGGCUGUCCCAGCUGGGAUCCGUCUCGCAGGGACCCUACUCCAGCGCUCCUCCGCUCUCUCACACCCCAUCCUCGGAUUUCCAGCCGCCUUAUUUCCCACCCCCCUACCAGCCUCUUCCUUACCACCAAAGCCAGGACCCUUACUCCCAUGUCAAUGACCCCUACUCCCUAAACCCCCUGCAUCAGCCCCAGCAGCACCCCUGGGGACAGAGGCAGAGGCAAGAGGUGGGAUCAGAAACCGGGUCACUGCUGCCACAGCCUCGGGCCGCCCUGCCCCAGCUCUCGGGACUGGACCCCAGGCGGGACUACCACUCAGUACGGAGGCCAGAUGUCCUCCUGCACUCAGCUCACCAUGGCCUUGACUCCGGCAUGGGGGACAGCCUUUCUCUGCACGGCAUCGGACACCCAGGGAUGGAGGAGGUCCAGUCAGUUGAAGAUGCCAAUAACAGCGGUAUGAACUUAUUGGACCAGUCUGUCAUUAAAAAAGUUCCGGUUCCUCCAAAAUCUGUUACUUCUUUGAUGAUGAAUAAAGAUGGCUUCCUGGGUGGAAUUUCCGUCAACACCGGAGAGGUGUUUUGCUCUGUACCUGGCCGCUUGUCUUUGCUUAGCUCCACUUCAAAGUAUAAAGUAACUGUGGGAGAAGUUCAAAGACGCCUUUCCCCUCCAGAGUGUCUGAACGCGUCCCUCCUAGGAGGAGUACUUAGAAGAGCCAAAUCGAAAAACGGGGGGAGAUCUUUGCGAGAAAGGCUAGAAAAAAUCGGUUUGAAUUUACCAGCCGGCAGGCGUAAGGCCGCAAAUGUCACUUUACUCACCUCCCUGGUGGAAGGUGAGGCCGUUCAUUUAGCUCGGGAUUUUGGGUACAUCUGUGAAACGGAGUUCCCAGCCAAAGCUGUUUCUGAGUACCUGAACAGACAGCACACGGACCCCAGCGACCUCCACUCCAGGAAAAACAUGCUGCUUGCUACAAAGCAACUUUGUAAAGAAUUUACAGAUCUCUUGGCCCAGGACAGGACGCCCAUUGGAAACAGCCGGCCCACCCCUAUUUUGGAACCGGGCAUUCAGAGCUGCUUGACUCACUUCAGCCUCAUCACUCACGGCUUUGGGGCCCCCGCUAUCUGCGCUGCCCUCACGGCCCUCCAAAACUACCUGACUGAAGCUCUCAAAGGCAUGGACAAGAUGUUCUUGAACAACAACACUGCUAACAGGCACACAUCUGGCGAAGGACCAGGUAGUAAAACUGGAGACAAGGAAGAGAAACACAGAAAAUGAGAGAGAGAGAGAGAGAGAGAAAGAGAGAGAGAGGAAAAAGAAAUUAGAAUGAAAGAAAGGAAAAGGAAAAAAAAAAAGUUAAAUAAAUAAAAGGAGAAGAGAGAGAGAUAAUCUUUUAAAAGAAAACCGUCUUAAUUUUAGCUUUAAAAAUACUGGAUUGGGCUUUGGAAGAAUUCUAUUAGGUAGGACAAAAUAAUAAUAAUAAUAAAAUAAAAAUAAUGAUAAUAAAAGAAAGACAAUAAUUUAAGAUCAGAGGAGCACAAUGGCGCAAGACCAGUGGUUCAGAGUCUCUUGCCAGGAACAUGUGAAGACAACUACCAGGAUAUUUUUUCCCCACUUCUGUUCUUUCACAUUUUUUAAAUAAUGAUUGGGGGAGGGGGGGGAGGGGAAUAUAAUAAUAAUUAAUAAUAAUAAUAAAAGAAAGAAAUGAAUAACUUAUUGGAAGAAAUCGGAGAAA